Molecule: messenger RNA, 878 nt
Organism: Setaria italica (foxtail millet)
Lineage: Eukaryota; Viridiplantae; Streptophyta; Magnoliopsida; Poales; Poaceae
Product: 50S ribosomal protein L24
Exons: 5
Coding region: 132-611 (159 amino acids)
Biological process (GO): translation
Cellular component (GO): ribosome; mitochondrion
Molecular function (GO): structural constituent of ribosome; RNA binding
Source: RefSeq, a predicted model, not a curated record
CGCUCUCAGCAGUCAGCCCCAGCGCCCCGCGCCGCCACUCGCUCUUCUUCCAUCCCUCGCCGGCCGCCGCCUCCGUCACCGGCCGCCGCAGCCCCAAACCCGCGGGAGAGAGGAGGCGGCUUCAAGGAAAGAUGGGGUGGAAGGCUGCGGAGAAGCUCAUCAGGCACUGGAAGAUACUCCGCGGUGACAACGUGAUGAUCAUCAGAGGCAAGGACAAGGGGGAGACCGGGCUCAUCAAGCGGGUCAUUCGGUCCCAGAAUCGCGUCAUCGUCGAGGGCAAGAACUUGGUUAAGAAACACAUUAAGCAAGGGGAAGGGCACACAGGUGGUAUUUUCUCAAUAGAAGCUCCACUUCAUGUUUCGAAUAUCCAAGUAGUUGAUCCUGUGACUGGGAAACCAUGUAAAAUUGGAUAUAAGUAUUUGGAAGAUGGGACCAAAGUCAGAUUCGCCAGAGGAAUGAAUGCAUCUGGUGCUGUGAUACCCCGGCCAGAAAUUCUGAAGGAGAGAAAAAAGCCGAGACCCACAUCACCUGGCCCAAAGGAUACACCAAUUGAGCUUGUGCUGGAGAAGACCUACGAUGAGAAAGCUGGGGUUGGUAUGCCUGAUCUAUAGAUGCCAUGGUUGUUGUGCUGAGUUUAGUAUUUGUCAGGUCCUAGUUAAGGUGUUAGGGGUUCGAUGACUGUUACAGUUGUACUGUGCUUCCCUAUAAUAAUCAUGUAUUAAAAAUCGAAAGAGUCAUUGUGGGCAUGCAUGUUGUCUUUCUUUUGUCCGAGUAUUCGGUUCUGCAGAAAUGCAUUCUUGGAUGAGAAAUGGCAAAGAUCUGUAUCUUCUUAAUGAUAUAUCCAGUGAUGAUGAACUGGCUCUUGGUGAAUGCUGUUA